AUGGGUACAGUGCAGGAUACAGCCACAUGGAAAAACAAAGCCGUCUCCAAAGUCGCUGACAUGUCCCGGUCUGGUAAUAGAACAGAAAAGGGUGAAGACAAAGUGGACCUGUGUGGUCGGGGGAGCUGGUGGCUGGGAACGCUGAAAGACACACCCAUCCCUGGCCUCUAUCACAUUCGAGACUUCAUUGAGGAAGCUGAUCUGAACCCUGUGAGGAAGACUUACGGGUUUAAAGGUGUGGGCAGAAAAGCCCAGACUCUGGGCGUACGUAACGGGGACCUGCUGUUACCAGGGGCGUAUGACUACACUGACUCGACCCAGGAGGUCCUGAUGCACCAGGCGUCUUACUCUUUCAAAAACUGUCCACGGCCUGACAUUGUCACCCUCGGCAUCAGAGACAAGCAUAUAAACACUUCACCGUGCGACUACAAUGUGACACCUAAACCAGUGGAGAAGAUUCCCUGCAAGCAUGUGAUCUUUCGGUCGACUGUGCAACGGAUCAGCUUUCCGCCUAAGGAGGGACCUGCUCCAUGUCACUACAACCCACACACCAGAGCUGAGAAAGGCAUCACUUCCUGCUUCAAAUCCACUUUGCCACGGCUCCACUAUGUGCACCCGAAAACCCCGGGACCAGGGGCCUACGAACCGUGCUGGAAGUUGGGUGACCGUCUGAACGCAGAGGUCGUGGACCCCUCAUUUAGCCUCUUUUUCCGCAACGUUCCCUAG
Molecule: messenger RNA, 726 nt
Organism: Seriola dumerili (greater amberjack)
Lineage: Eukaryota; Metazoa; Chordata; Actinopteri; Carangiformes; Carangidae
Gene: stpg4
Product: sperm-tail PG-rich repeat containing 4
Exons: 7
Coding region: 1-726 (241 amino acids)
Biological process (GO): epigenetic programing of male pronucleus
Cellular component (GO): germinal vesicle; female pronucleus; male pronucleus
Molecular function (GO): chromatin binding; histone binding
Source: RefSeq, a predicted model, not a curated record